AUGGAUUCCGACAUACUAGGAAUCGUUCCUAUCGAAGAACUGGAACGGCCGACCAUUGAGGAAAAAAUAAAGGCCUUGACCAUCCAGACGGACGAGGGUUGGAUGACGCCACUUAUCCAAUAUCUAACAGAUGCAAAGCUGCCAAAUGAUAAAGGUGAGGCUAGACGAAUCAGAUAUAGAGCCAAUAGGUACCUAUUAUACGACGGCUUGCUUUACCGACGAGGUUAUUCCACGCCUUUGCAGCGGUGCCUAAACGAUAGUGAAGCCCAGGAGGUCCUCCGGGAAAUUCAUGAAGGAGUAUGCGGAGGCUUUAAGUUCGCCAUCGUCGCAAUAGACUACUACACUAAAUGGAUAGAGGCAAAGGCUCUAACAACGACCAUGGAAGUAGCUUGCACCAACUUCAUGCAGAACAACAUCGUGUGCAGAUUCAGGGUCCCACACUCAAUAGUAUCUGACAAUGGGAAACAAUUCGAUAAUGUCUCAACACGCAGAUUCUGCAGCAGCUUAGGUAUUCGAAAAGACUUCUCGGCGCCAAUACAUCCACAGUCCAAUGGUCAAGUCGAGGCUGUCAACAAAAUAUUGAAGUAUACCCUAAAGAAGAAGCUCGAUGAUUUAAGGGGGAGAUGGGCAGAAGAACUUCUGAAGGUCCUGUAG
This is a messenger RNA of Morus notabilis, 654 nucleotides long. RefSeq lists its product as uncharacterized. The transcript has 2 exons. The coding region runs from base 1 to 654 and encodes 217 amino acids. Gene Ontology annotation, molecular function: nucleic acid binding. The record is from RefSeq and is a predicted model, not a curated record. NCBI's taxonomy places the organism in Eukaryota, Viridiplantae, Streptophyta, Magnoliopsida, Rosales, Moraceae. Gene Ontology annotation, biological process: DNA integration.